AUGGCCUGUGUUCUCUCCUCCGUUUCCUCCUCCUUCGGCAAGGCCGUCAAGGCUAUCAAGUCCCUUGACGUCCAGCAUGGCAGGCCAGUCAGUGAGAUCACCGACCCCCGUAAGACCAUCGUGCCGAUAGCGAUUGCGUCGCUGCUGUUCUUCGCUUGGGGCCUGACUUACGGCCUCCUUGACGUGAUGAAUUACCACGUCCGUAUUGCGAUGGCGGCUCGCCGCGACGAGGGCGCACUGCUAGCCCUCGGGUACUACAUGGCCUACCUCGUUGGGCCCACGAUCUUCGCUGGGCCCCUCAUCAAGCACGCCGGCUACCGCCUCUGCAUGUUCCUCGGUCUUUUCACAGUUGGCCUGGGCUGCAUGUUCAUGUCUCUCGGUGCCGACGGCUGCACCCUGGGCGGCAUGACGGGCGGCCACUUCGUCAUCGGCAUCGGCGUUUCGAUGCUGGAGCGCAGUGCCAACGCCUACGCCGUCAACUGCGGUCCUCGCCAGCAUGCCACUCUGCGCAUCCUCGUUGCACAGGCCAUGGCUGGCGUGGGCACCGUCGUUGCGCCUUUCCUUGCGGCCGCCUUUGUCUUCUCGCCCGACAGCAGCAACGUUGUGCCGGCGCCCGACCCCUUCACGCCGGGCAAAUGCCUACCUCCCGUGGACAAGACCGGCAGCUGCGCCGAGCUCGGUAGUGUCAUCACCUUCUACCGUGGAAUAGGCGCCAUCGUUCUCGGAGUCUCUUUGGUGUUGGCUACCCUCUUCUUCCGCACGCGUCUCGUCCCCGAAGUCGCGGUUCUCAAGUCGCCCAGGACAACGUGCGGCUGGAAGCUCUGGCGGCAUCCCCUGGUCAGCGUCAAGCACAGCCGCGUGUGGUGGGGUGUGGUCGCCAACUUCGUCAAUCUCGGCCUGCAGGUUGCGUUCGCACAAUUCUUUAUGGAGCAUAUGAAGAUCAACGCCUGUGCCUCCGACCGCUGGGCCGCCAACUGGAUGAGCGUGGCACAGGCGGCCUUUGUCGCGGGACGCUUCUCUGCUGCGGCCGCCGUGGUCUUCCCCAAGAUCUUUCGGCCACGGUACGUCCUGCUCGCCUUCCUGGCUGGCGCUGUGGCGUUCACCGGCGCUAGUGUGGUGGUUACAGGCAGCACUGCCAUCGCCAUGGCUGUCAUGGUCAUGUUUGCUGAGGCGCCGUCGUUCCCCAUGAUCUUCGAGAGCGCCACCGCUGGUUUUGAGGAGUGGACGCCCACAUGCGAGACGCUCAUGAUCGUCAGCAUUUCCGGAGGAGGCAUCCUGCCCGUCAUCAUGGGCAAGCUGACGGACAUGGUGGGCAUCAGCAUGGCGUGGACCUUGGUGUCGGCGUGCUUCGCGUUUGUGCUGACCUACCCCGUCGCACUAUGUGUCCUGCCUUCGUAUCGCAAGGCACUGGAUCAGGCUGAUGGUUGUGGAGGGCGGGGCAGCGAUGAGGAGAUCACCUCAGCGGAGCCUGGGAAGGCCACGGCGAUGCAUCGCUUGUGA
Molecule: messenger RNA, 1500 nt
Organism: Cyphellophora europaea CBS 101466
Lineage: Eukaryota; Fungi; Ascomycota; Eurotiomycetes; Chaetothyriales; Cyphellophoraceae
Exons: 3
Coding region: 1-1500 (499 amino acids)
Biological process (GO): transmembrane transport
Molecular function (GO): transmembrane transporter activity
Source: RefSeq, a predicted model, not a curated record